Macrobrachium nipponense is the source of this 477-nucleotide messenger RNA. RefSeq names its product protein FAM200B-like. The record is from RefSeq and is a predicted model, not a curated record. The transcript has a single exon. The coding region runs from base 1 to 477 and encodes 158 amino acids. NCBI's taxonomy places the organism in Eukaryota, Metazoa, Arthropoda, Malacostraca, Decapoda, Palaemonidae. Gene Ontology annotation, molecular function: protein dimerization activity.
AUGCAUCAUGACACCAUUCGAGCCUUCAUGGCCAAACUCGACCUCUGGAAAUGUCCAAUUCAGCAGGGAAAUGCAGACAGUUUUAGGAACUUAAAUUCUGCUGUCGCUCACGGUAACCUUGUAUUUGAGUUUAAGAAACAAAUAAUCACUCAUGUAAGUGACUUGAAAGCAGAAUUCAUCAGAUGCUUCCCAGAUAUAGGGGAGAAGCGUGAAGCCUGGAAAUUCACCAGGAACCCAUUUCAAUGUGAGGUAGCUGAUGAAGUCCAGGGGGAGUUUCUUGAGUUGAAGCUCAAUUCCACAGCUAAAGACGACUUCAAAGAUAUGGAUUUGGAGACGUUCUGGGUCAAGUACCAACCUGUUUACCCUCUGACCUCACAUCAGGCUCUUCGGAUUCUAACAAUGUUUGGAUCCACAUAUCUAUGUGAAACUGCAUUUUUCACGCUUGUUGCCAUCAAAACCAAGAUAGAAACCGCCUGA